UCCAUUCCCCACUUGCUGUCAAGUUCAGAAGCCUUCUGGCAGACACUGGAGCCACGAUGAAGCCCCCAAGGCCUGUCUGUACCUGCAGCAAAGUUCUGGUCCUGCUUUCACUGCUGGCCAUCCACCAGACCACCACUGCCGAAAAGAAUGGCGUCGACAUCUACAGCCUCACCGUGGACUCCAGGGUCUCAUCCCGAUUUGCCCACACGGUCGUCACCAGCCGAGUGGUCAAUAGGGCCCAUACUGUGCAGGAGGCCACCUUCCAGAUGGAGCUGCCCAAGAAAGCCUUCAUCACCAACUUCUCCAUGAUCAUCGAUGGCAUGACCUACCCAGGGAUCAUCAAGGAGAAGGCCGAAGCCCAGGCACAGUACAGCACAGCAGUGGCCAAGGGAAAGAGCGCUGGCCUCGUCAAGGCCACCGGGAGAAACAUGGAGCAGUUCCAGGUGUCAGUCAGUGUGGCUCCCAAUGCCAAGAUCACCUUUGAGCUGGUCUAUGAGGAGCUGCUCAAGCGGUGUUUGGGGGUGUACGAGCUGCUGCUGAAAGUGCGGCCCCAGCAGCUGGUCAAGCACCUGCAGAUGGACAUUCACAUCUUCGAGCCCCAGGGCAUCAGCUUCCUGGAGACAGAGAGCACCUUCAUGACCAACCAGUUGGUAGACGCCUUCACCACCUGGCAGAAUAAGACCAAGGCUCACAUCCGGUUCAAGCCAACACUUUCCCAGCAGCAAAAGUACCCAGAGCAGCAAGAAACAGUCCUGGACGGCAACCUCAUUAUUCGCUAUGAUGUGGACCGGGCCAUCUCCGGGGGCUCCAUUCAGAUCGAGAACGGCUACUUUGUACACUACUUUGCCCCCGAGGGCCUAACCACAAUGCCCAAGAAUGUGGUCUUUGUCAUUGACAAGAGCGGCUCCAUGAGUGGCAGGAAAAUCCAGCAGACCCGGGAAGCCCUAAUCAAGAUCCUGGAUGACCUCAGCCCCAGAGACCAGUUCAACCUCAUCGUCUUCAGUACAGAAGCAACUCAGUGGAGGCCAUCACUGGUGCCAGCCUCAGCCGAGAACGUGAACAAGGCCAGGAGCUUUGCUGCCGGCAUCCAGGCCCUGGGAGGGACCAACAUCAAUGAUGCAAUGCUGAUGGCUGUGCAGUUGCUGGACAGCAGCAACCAGGAGGAGCGGCUGCCCGACGGGAGUGUCUCACUCAUCAUCCUGCUCACCGAUGGCGACCCCACUGUGGGGGAGACUAACCCCAGGAGCAUCCAGAAGAACGUGCGGGAAGCUGUAAGUGGCCGGUACAGCCUCUUCUGCCUGGGCUUCGGCUUCGACGUCAGCUAUGCCUUCCUGGAGAAGCUGGCACUGGACAACGGCGGCCUGGCUCGGCGUAUCCAUGAGGACUCAGACUCCGCCCUGCAGCUCCAGGACUUCUACCAGGAAGUGGCCAACCCACUGCUGACAGCAGUGACCUUCGAGUACCCAAGCAAUGCCGUGGAGGAGGUCACUCAAAACAACUUCCGGCUCCUCUUCAAGGGCUCAGAGAUGGUGGUGGCUGGGAAGCUCCAGGACCAGGGGCCUGAUGUGCUCACAGCCACAGUCAGUGGGAAGCUGGUGAGUGUGGCCAAAGCCACCCUGGAGGGGAACGGCAGCCUCCACCUCUGCAGCCAGAGGGGCUGCACUCAAAUCCCAGACCUGCCCAGCUCCAGCUUUCCCCUCUGCUGCCUGUGGAUGACACAGGGGCAUGGCAGGGAUUCAAUGAGACAGUGGAGUGAUUCUCAUGAGACCAGCACAUACAGGCUCUCGGCAGCCGGUCUGUGCACCUGCGAGCACAGGAAAUGCAGUCCCCACAGUCAGCGUGUGGGACCUGCCCCAGCUCCAAUCAUGGAAGAGCUCAGAAGUACCAGGCCAGAUGCGGAUGUCCGGCCCUCACUGCUCCUGCCCUGGCUGGGCCCCUCUUUCCAGCCUACACAGAACAUCACUUUCCAAACGGAGUCCAGCGUGGCAGAGCAGGAGGCGGAGUUCCAGAGUCCCAAGUAUAUCUUCCACAACUUCAUGGAGAGGCUCUGGGCAUACCUGACUAUCCAGCAGCUGCUGGAGCAAACUGUCUCCGCAUCCGAUGCUGAUCAGCAGGCCCUCCGGACCCAAGCGCUGAAUUUAUCACUUGCCUACAGCUUUGUCACGCCUCUCACAUCUAUGGUAGUCACCAAACCCGAAGACCAAGAGCAGUCUCAAGUUGCUGAGAAGCCCGUGGAAGGCGAAAGUAGAAACAGGAAUGUCCACUCAGGUUCCACUUUCUUCAAAUAUUAUCUCCAGGGAGCAAAAAUACCAAAACCAGGACUUGACCACACAGAAGCUUCCUUUUCUCCAAGAAGAGGAUGGAGUAGACAAGCUGGAGCUGCUGGCUCCCGGAUGAAUUUCAGACCUGGGGUUCUCAGCCCUGGGCAACUUGGACUCCCAGGACCUCCUGAUGCUCCCGACCGUGCUGCUUUCCACCCCUUCCGCCGUCUGGCCAUCUCACCACCAGCCACCUCAAAUCCUGAUCCAGCUGUGUCUCGUGUCAUGAAUACCAAAAUCGAAGAAACAACCAUGACAGCCCAAAGCCCAGCCCCCAUACAGGCUCCCUCUGCCAUCCUGCCACUGCCUGGGCAGAGCGUGGAGCGGCUCUGUGUGGACCCCAGACACCGCCAGGGGCCAGUGAACCUGCUCUCAGACCCUGAGCAAGGGGUUGAGGUGACUGGCCAGUAUGAGAGGGAGAAGGCUGGGUUCUCAUGGAUCGAAGUGACCUUCAAGAACCCCCCAGUACGGGUUCACGCAUCGCCUGAACACGUGGUGGUGACUCGGAACCGAAGAAGCUCUGCGUACAAGUGGAAGGAGACGCUGUUCUCAGUGAUGCCCGGCCUGAAGAUAACCAUGGACAAGACAGGUCUCCUGCUGCUCAGUGACCCAGACAAAGUGACCAUCGGCCUGUUGUUCUGGGAUGGCCGUGGGGAGGGGCUCCGGCUCCUUCUGCGUGACACUGACCGCUUCGCCAGCCAUGUUGGAGGGACCCUUGGCCAGUUUUACCAGGAGGUGCUGUGGGGCUCUCCAGCAGCAUCAGAUGAUGGCAAACGCACGCUGAGGGUUCAGGGCAAUGACCACUCUGCCACCAGAGAGCGCAGGCUGGAUUACCAGGAGGGGCCCCCGGGAGUGGAGAUUUCCUGCUGGUCUGUGGAGCUGUAGUUCUAAUGGAAGGAGCUGUGCCCACCCUGUACACUUGGCUGCCCCCUGCAACUGCAGGGCCGCUUCUGGGGCCUGGACCACCAUGGGGAGGAAGAGUCCCACUCAUUACAAAUAAAGAAAGGUGGUGUGA
Molecule: messenger RNA, 3333 nt
Organism: Pongo pygmaeus (Bornean orangutan)
Lineage: Eukaryota; Metazoa; Chordata; Mammalia; Primates; Hominidae
Gene: ITIH4
Product: inter-alpha-trypsin inhibitor heavy chain 4
Exons: 24
Coding region: 57-3203 (1048 amino acids)
Biological process (GO): hyaluronan metabolic process
Molecular function (GO): serine-type endopeptidase inhibitor activity
Source: RefSeq, a predicted model, not a curated record